Molecule: messenger RNA, 1792 nt
Organism: Topomyia yanbarensis
Lineage: Eukaryota; Metazoa; Arthropoda; Insecta; Diptera; Culicidae
Product: senecionine N-oxygenase-like
Exons: 2
Coding region: 48-1334 (428 amino acids)
Molecular function (GO): N,N-dimethylaniline monooxygenase activity; flavin adenine dinucleotide binding; NADP binding
Source: RefSeq, a predicted model, not a curated record
AGUUCACCGAGGCACUCGGAUUCAGUUGCACUGUGGUAUCGAAAGUAAUGGAACACGGGACUCAGUUUUGUAUAAUCGGUGCUGGAACUGCUGGACUUGGUACGGCUAAGCGUGUACUGGAAGCCGGAGGUCAAGUUGUAAUAUUCGAACAGACUGACCAAAUCGGUGGAACGUGGAACUACACGGACGCUGUCGGAAAGGAUAAAUAUGGGCUGGAUAUCCACACUAGUAUGUAUCAAGGGUUGCGGACGAACCUACCGAAGGAGAUUAUGGGCUUUCCGGAUUUUCCGAUUCCUGAGCAAAAAGAAUCGUACAUUCCUUCGCAGGACAUCUUAGGCUUUCUACGAAUGUAUGCGGACAAGUUCGAUUUGACCCGACACGUGCGUUUCGAGCAUCACGUUGUGAUGGUUGAUAUUGUUGAUAUAGGGCUGAAAAAGUGGAAAGUACAAGUUAAAAAUUUGCCUGAAGCUAAAAUAGAACUCUUUUAUUUCGACUACGUGUUUGUUUGCAAUGGGCACUAUCAUACUCCACUGACGCCUAACUAUAGGAAUGCGAACCUUUUUCAAGGAAGGCAACUGCACAGUCAUGAUUACAGAUCGGCGGAGCAUUUUAAAGAUGAAAAAGUUCUUGUGAUCGGUGCCGGCCCAUCCGGGAUGGAUCUUGCGUUGGAAAUCUCUAAGAAAGCACUUCACGUGUCCUUGAGCCAUCACUCAAAGGAUCCAAUCAACACUAUUUUCCCAAAAAACUUUAGGCAAAAACCAGACGUUCAAGAACUCACAUCAACUGGUGCACUGUACGUGGAUGGAACGAGCGAGAAUUUCACCGUUAUCCUUUAUUGCACAGGAUACCGGUACAGUUUUCCAUUCCUGAGCUCAAACUGUGGAGUUACUGUCGAAGAUAACUACGUACAACCGUUGUUCAAACACUGCAUCAACAUUAAUCAUCCGACGAUGGCCUUCAUCGGACUUCCGUACUACGUUUGUGCGGCGCAGAUGUUCGAUUUGCAGGCGAGAUUUUGUCUCAAGUAUUACUGCGGAGAGGUAAAGCUUCCCAGUCGGAAAGAGAUGAUCGCUGAUAUGAACGAAAAAAUGGAACAACGAUGGGGACAAGGAUACAGAAAGCGUCAAGCGCAUAUGAUGGGACCGGCACAAGGCGAGUACUACGAGGAUUUGGCGAGAACAGCCGGACUGGAACCGCUCAAACCGGUGAUGACCAAGCUGCAUAACGAAAGCAGUCGGAGGUUUAAUGAUGAUCUGCUUAACUUUCGAAGAGAUAAAUUCAGAAUAGUCGACGAUCAAUCGUUUGAAGAAGUUGUUGACGAUAUGAAAAGUUGAAAGCAUGUCAGUCAAGCUAUUGCAUUGCAUUUUGUCAAAUAUUUAUUUUAAGAGAUAUUAUGGAUAAUUUUUUAGAGAGAACUUAUGUUCCGCAAAGAGUUUAAAAGGUGUUGAAUUGUUCGCAGAGUAGCGAGUAGAUGUCUAUGUAAUUAGAUAACAGGAACAUUGACCAAAAUUCUUUGGUCUGAAGAACAGCAUUUUGGAAUCGAUCCUGUUAUUUCCCGAAAAUGUUGCUUACGAAAACCUACACUUUAGAGGCAUGGAAAGUUAAAAGUUAUUUUGGUGUGUCCAAAAAUGUUUCCAAUUUUUUUGAACUAUAGCGUCAGUCUGGUGCCUUGGUCAAGUGCCAGAUUUUGAGUUGAAACGUAAACAACUAGGUUAUUUCAUAUUUUGUACAACAAUAUAAUAUGAUAAAGAGUAAUGUGUCUAUUAGGGCAAUAAAGCCUAUUGUUACCAUA